AUGAUCUCCUAUCAAGAGCGGUCUACCAUCCGAAAGCACUUUCAAAAUCACCAUUCACGAAUAAUGUUAUUAAUUGGCAUCACUCAAGAAUAUUCCCGGAUGUUUGUUUACUUUACACGAAAUCAUCACCACCAACAUUGGUCCAAAGUGAACAAGGCUUUAGCGUCUCCUGCUACUCUGAGCAACCGCUAUAUUGGAUUUAACACAAUGAAUCGCGAUCGCGAAAGCGUGCGUUCUUUGACGCCCCAAAGUCAACGAGGCUCGCAGCGGCGACAUAGUGGUCUUAAGAUGCAAACGUUGCCAGUUCCAGAAGAUCUGAAACCACACGAGACUGUGAGAACUACGCAAGAAGAGGACGCCUUGGAGGGUGAGCGUGAUGAGUAUCAGCGAAGACCGCCGCACUCCAGUUUUGAACGCGACGAUGAUUUCAAAUUUAAACGACACAAACGCCGCAACAACACGGGGGUUGCCAGUCUUGGUGAAAGGCUUGACAAUAUCCAGGAGCUACAAAAUGCACGCUGGAUGGAGAACUUCAACUCAUCUGCAAACAAUUUGGAUCGGCUACCGCGGAAUUCUCAACGAGAUGACUCUCAGGAUUCUCAAAAGCAGCGCCAACAACCCGAGCCAAUGCUGCCGAUACAGGCUCCCCCUUACAUGCCAUAUAUGUAUUACUAUCCAUAUGCUCCACCCAUGGUGCCUCAUAUGUCGACAUCGCCGACUAGACCUUCCGACCAAGAACUUGUACAAUACGUGAAUUCUUCCCAAGCAUAUCCAAACACGUCUACCCAACCUUUCCUUCCACCUAUGCAUGCCUCUAGCAACCGACUAAUGCCCGCGCCUCCACUUUACCCUAAUUACUCGGCCUAUAACUAUUAUAAUGAUGUGCAGAGCACAGUGGCCAAGAAAAGUCAUCAGCGCAGGGAAAGAAGAUCUACCUUAAUGGCUCAAAGAGGUCGUAGAUUAUCAAUUUUAUCGACGCAGGAUAAUAGUCAUAUCAUUUCGCCUCACAAAGAUGUACCAGAAGAUGAUUUUUAUAGACAUAUCGCAAACACGUCAUUUGGCCAAGACUUACAAAUACGACAGCUCUUCAGUUGGUGCUUCAUUAGGUGUUUGAGGAAAUGGGAAACGAAGGAUGGUCAAUUGGACAAACCUGAUGCAAGUAAUGAUGGCGAAGCCUACGUUAAUCCCAAAAGAAUUGCACUGGUUAUUAUCAAAGAGUUCGUAGACGAACUGCGAAAGGGGAAGGCAGAAGUCAGCUGGGAUGCUGAAGAAUCUCGCGAAGGUGCACAAGAAGAUCACAGUCAGUAUCAAGAAGAGGAUACAGAGUUACGCGAGCUCUUUGAGGACGAUGAUGAUGAUGACGAUGACGAUAAUGAUGAUGAUAACAAUAUCCGUGAUAGAAAAAGAGCUCGCAGAAAGGGAAUGAAAGGAAACCGAAAGCCGUCCAUCAAAGUACCUAAUGAGAAAAAUAUACAGAACGCGAAGAACAUGGAAGUUCUACAGAUGCAGAUCAAUACGCUUGAUGAAGAAAUUAAAGAUUGGAUACAUGAGUUGGACGAGCCUGAAGGUGUCACUGAGUGGCAUAGGCUGGGCAAUGAGAUCAGCUCUUUGAAGACAAAACUCACAUCAUCAACACCUAGCCCUGUAGCGGGUGAGGUCACCGAUCCAUUGGCAGAGCUGGAAGGGAAACUACAGUCACGGAUGGCCCAGUUUCACGCUAUAUCCCAUUUUCUGCAUUCCAACUCGCAGCUUUUAACUGAUAGCGUGCGGCGAAAGCUGCAGAUCAUGUCCAACACUAUUAAUGAGAAUACUUUUCUAUGCCAAGGCGCAGGACGGCCCUCGGCGCGGACAAGUACCAAAGAUCUGUUGCUGGGUCUCAGCAGGUCAUUGACCAAUCAAAGUCAUAAUCCCUAA
Molecule: messenger RNA, 1914 nt
Organism: Lachancea dasiensis
Lineage: Eukaryota; Fungi; Ascomycota; Saccharomycetes; Saccharomycetales; Saccharomycetaceae
Source: the annotation of a GenBank genome assembly